AGAGGCCUUAGAUACAUCGAUCAUACAUACACACAUAAAGAACACUCACAAUGUUUAUUUGAUAAAUUAUACAAAAUUGGUCAACAAAUCGGACGGAAACCAGUGGAACCUGACGAGCCAGUCAGCUCCAAUCCACCACAAAUGUCCAAUGAGCAGAAGGUGGACACAUUUAUGAAGAAACAUGGCGUUAGGGAGGACAUUGCCCGUCAAUAUCUUACGGCAAAUGGUUGGGUGCUCGAUCAGGCUAGUUUUAGAUAUGAAUCCGAUAAAGAUGGACGCAAUAAUAAUCCAACUAAAGAGGAUACCGCCAGUUUACCAGAUCCCCAGUCCUUACAUUCUCUCAUUAGUCAACAUACGAAUCGAAAUGCUACCGAUAAAGAUGAAGGAUAUUUUGCUGGAGCCUCAGAGAGUUCUGGUCAACAAAUUGGAGGUCCCAAGCGUGUGAGUAUAGAGAACUCCACGCCAGCUCUAACCACCAAUGACAGUGAUCGUAGUAUACGGGCCUGGGGAACAGGAAUACGCUUAGGCAGCGCUCAUCCCAUUAAUCCACCGCCAGCACGCAGUGAUUCCGAAGAUUCAGAGCUGCAAACUGAAACGGAACAUACAAUUGUGGUGCUUCAUCUAUGGUCCGAAGGUUUUUCUCUUGACGAUGGUUCGUUGCGACCCUAUGAAGUACCAGAGAAUGAGCGUUUUCUGCGCGCGGUUCUACGUGGUGACUAUCCCCAUGAGAUGCAAGAGUUUGGCCAUCGUGUGGAGCUAAGUGUACAGGAUCAUACAAACGAAAGUUUUCGUCACCUUUCGCGUAAACAGUUUAUGGGUUCCGGUCGCCUUUUGGGUAGUCCAUCCCCGCGUGUGGAAUCAGCCACUACCCCUCAGUCAAUUCCAACUGCCAAUUUGACACCCGAACAGCGGGCCGAAAGCGGCUUGCACUUUAAUGAAAAGCUACCAAUGACGGUGAUUCAAUUGAGAUUAGCUGAUGGCAGCCGUGUAGCAGCUCGCUUCAAUCUUACUCACAUCAUCGCGGAUAUCUAUCGUUAUAUACGCCUAGCACGACCUCAUUAUUCGAGUCAACGUUUCAUACUGAUCACAGCAUUUCCACGUCAACAAUUGGAUGAAUCAGAUCCUCGUACUUUGGGUCAGGCUGAUCUACGAAAUGUAUUGGUCAUUCAACAUUUAUGCGAAGAUCCGGACGACGAACAAACCCAGUCUGAUGGUGAACCCGUUUAAAAAUAAAUUGACUCUAACCAACUUCUAAUGAAAAGUGACACAAAAGCUAGAAAGGGGGAACUCUACACUAACUUUUUGUUAAGUCAAAAUUUCAGUUAAUACAGAGUCUGAACAACUGUAAA
Drosophila willistoni is the source of this 1349-nucleotide messenger RNA. RefSeq names its product NSFL1 cofactor p47. Gene Ontology annotation, biological process: autophagosome assembly; membrane fusion; Golgi organization. The coding region runs from base 142 to 1227 and encodes 361 amino acids. The transcript is spliced from 2 exons. The record is from RefSeq and is a predicted model, not a curated record. Gene Ontology annotation, cellular component: nucleus; cytosol. Gene Ontology annotation, molecular function: ubiquitin binding. NCBI's taxonomy places the organism in Eukaryota, Metazoa, Arthropoda, Insecta, Diptera, Drosophilidae.